AGAAAAAGCGUAGAUCAAAGACGAAUGCGUUGUGCGGUCAUUGCGGAAGCUAUAAAUUCCAAUUUCCAGGAAACGACAACUCUGCACUGAUUUCGGUUACUGCAACUAACUUCUCCCAAUUCUCUCUUUUUCUUCUCAUUCUCUGCUAACUCGCUCUCCUUAACUCAGUACUCCGACUUUUGAUCACUAAUCAAUUUCGGCUGAAAGUCUCCAAUGCUGUAAAUUCUACUUUCAAUUUACUCCUUCUCUGCUUCUGCAGAAAGAUAUCUCUAAUUCAGUAAGGAAAAAUUAUCCUCCUUGAGAAGAUUCUGUGCUGUUCUCUGGUUCAGAAUCCUUUUUCUUCUGCAAGAUUUUAUGGCUACUCUUUCUCCUUUCCAUACAAUAGGGUCCCAUUGCCUAAACUUGGGAGCCAAUGAACUGUCUAAAUCGGCUAUUACCAGUUGUGUUUGUAAAAGCAAAGUGGGACAGAGCCUUCAGAGAAUAGAUGUAGGAAGAAAGCUUUUACCUGGAGAAGUUGUACAUAAUGUCGCUCAAUCUCCUCGUUGGAGUCUUGAUUUGAGAUGCUUUGCUGCAGCACGAGUUUCUGUUGAGCAAACUGAAGAAUCAGUCACUAAAACUAGCCAAGUUGAUGAACUUCAAAAGCAAUCGACUUAUCUCUUUCGAACAGAAACUGGUGGUCAGGUCAAAGUUUUUGUUUGCAAGAGAAGUGUCAAAUAUGUAGUAGAUAUUGAAGUUUCAUCCCUGCAGUUGUCCAGUGAUGACAGCCAGCUGAAGCUAAGUGGGGGCCUGUACAGAUCCAAUCAUGAUAUAAUAAACCAGAUCAUUGAAACCCCAUUUAUAGCAAGGUCUUCCAGUGAGUUGGCACUUGAGUUGGAGUUUGAAGCUAAAGAAGUCCCAUGCUACUUAUCGUUCUUGCUGAAAGCUUCAUCAGGUGCAAGUUCAAGUGGCUCAGAAAUCAGGAGUCAUAGGAAGUCUAGUUUUUGUGUACCGAUUGGUUUAGAUCAAGGGUAUCCAGCUCCAUUGGGUCUUUCCUUUUCAACAGAUGGUUCCAUGAACUUUGCAGUUUAUUCAAGAAACGCAGAAAGUUUGGUCCUGUGCUUGUAUGAUGAUAAUGCAUCAGAAAAACCUGCUUUAGAGCUUGACCUUGAUCCUUACGUUAAUCGGACUGGUAAUAUUUGGCAUGCUUCAAUAGAAGGUGCAUGGACUUUUGUGAGCUAUGGUUAUCGGUGCAAGGGAAACAGGGACACAUUCCAUGCAGAACAUGUUCUUUUGGAUCCUUAUGCUAAAAUAAUUGGGAGUUCCAUUCCUAAUCAUCAUGAGUCUGGUUUGCUCCCGAAACACCUUGGGCGACUAUGCAAGGAGCCUGCUUUUGACUGGAGUGGUGAUCUUUCUCCAAACAUACCUUUGGAACAAUUACUGGUGUAUCGGUUGAAUGUUAUGCAAUUUACUAAAGACAAAUCUAGUAAGCUACCAGCUGAUGUGGCAGGGACUUUCUCAGGUGUAACUGAGAAAGUACAGCAUUUAAAAGAUCUCGGCAUUAAUGCUGUCUUAUUAGAGCCAAUACUUACAUUCAGUGAGCAGAAGGGACCGUAUUUCCCAUGUCAUUUCUUUUCACCAGCAAACCUGUAUGGGCCUUCCAAUGUUUCUGUAUCUGCUAUCAACUCAAUGAAGGGGAUGGUUAAGAACUUGCAUGCCAAUGGGAUAGAGGUCUUCCUGGAAGUGGUUUUUACCCAUACUGCUGAGGGUGGAGCCCUGCAAGGACUUGAUGAUUUAUCCUAUUAUCACAAUAGUGUUGAAGAUUUAGAAGCUAGAAAUGCUUUGAAUUGUAACUAUCCCGUUGUUCAACAGUUUAUUUUAGAUAGCCUUCGGCAUUGGGUGACUGAAUUCCACAUUGAUGGUUUCUGUUUCAUCAAUGCUUCAUGUCUGUUGAGAGGGGUUCAUGGUGAACGCUUGUCUCGUCCUCCUUUGGUUGAAGCAAUAGCUUUUGAACCAGUGCUGUCCAUGACUAAAAUCAUUGCAGAUUGCUGGGAUCCAUAUGACAAGAUGCCAAAGGAGAUACGUUUUCCUCAUUGGAAAAAAUGGGCAGAAAUGAAUACAAAGUUUUGUUCCGAUAUAAGGAACUUUUUGAGAGGCCAAGGUGCUCUGAGUAGUCUUGCUACACGGCUUUGUGGGAGUGGGGACAUAUUCUCUGAUGGCCGAGGCCCAGCAUUUUCAUUCAAUUUUAUUGCUAGGAAUUUUGGACUUCCUCUUGUGGACUUGGUCAGCUAUAGUAAUGCUGAGUUAGCUUCAGAAGUAAGUUGGAACUGUGGGGAAGAAGGACCUACAAUUAACACUGCUGUGCUCGAAAGAAGGCUGAAACAAAUUCGUAAUUUUCUCUUUGUUUUGUACAUUUCGCUGGGCAUUCCUGUUCUUAACAUGGGAGAUGAAUGUGGCCACUCUUCCAGUGGUUCCCCGUCAUGUGGUAGCAGAAAACAUUUAGAUUGGAAUACCAUGACAACAGGUUUUGGUAUUCAAACAACAAAGUUUAUCUCAUUCUUGAUUUCGCUUAGAAAGAGCCGAAGUGACCUCCUUCAAAAAAGGAACUUUCUCAAAGAAGAAAACAUUGAAUGGCAUGGAAGCAAUCGGUCACCGCCAGGAUGGGAAGACCCCUCCUGCAAAUUCCUGGCUAUGAGAUUGAAAGCUGAUAAAGCAGAGGGCCAGUUGAGCUCUGAGGCAUCUCAAUUAAAGGGUGACCUGUUUAUUGCCUUCAAUGCAGCUGAUAGAGCGGAGACCAUUAUUCUACCCCCACCUCCAGAUGGGAUGGCAUGGCGUCAAUUAGUCGAUACAGCUUUACCUUACCCCGGCUUUUUCUCAACUGAUGGUAAGCCUAUUUGUGAGCAAAUGAUGGGGUUAGUUGCUUACAAAAUGAAGUCUCGCAGCUGCAUUUUGUUUGAAGCUUGCACUGAUGGUAGUUAAUAAUAUAGUUAACCCUCCAUUUUCUUCAUUGAAAACUUUUUAGAAUAUUAAAUGCUAUAGGAACAACCUUCUUUUCUGUAUCAUUACUUUUGUUGUAUAAUUGUAAUGGCAACAGAUUUAAGUAAGCAAAAACAUUAAAGGUUUUCAGGGUAA
Gossypium raimondii (Peruvian cotton) is the source of this 3108-nucleotide messenger RNA. Its product is annotated as isoamylase 2, chloroplastic. Lineage: Eukaryota; Viridiplantae; Streptophyta; Magnoliopsida; Malvales; Malvaceae. Bases 355 to 2955 code for a protein of 866 amino acids. Gene Ontology annotation, molecular function: isoamylase activity. Gene Ontology annotation, biological process: starch biosynthetic process. The record is from RefSeq and is a predicted model, not a curated record. The transcript has 2 exons.